CAGGAUUCAAACUAGAGUUUGAAUUCUACCUCUACUCAAUAACAAUGGCGACAAAUACAACAAUGAAGUGUUCAUCUCCAAUGAAAGCCGUAUCGAAUGGAAUCUUUCAAAACGACAAUCCCUUAGAUUUUGCUCUUCCUCUCGCCAUUCUUCAAAUAUGUCUUGUCGUUGUUCUAACCAGAUUCCUCGCUUUCCUUUUGAAACCAUUGCGACAGCCACGAGUAGUUGCAGAAACCAUUGGUGGUGUUUUGCUUGGUCCGUCGGCUUUUGGCCGGAGUUCGGCUUACCUACACAGGAUGUUUCCGGCAAGAAGUCUUACGGUUCUCGACACACUAGCAAACCUCGGAUUAAUCUUCUUUUUAUUCCUGGUUGGUCUUGAAUUAGACUUGAAAUCCAUUCAUAAAACGGGGAAGAAAGCAAUGAUGAUUGCUGUCGCAGGAAUCACUCUCCCGUUUGCGUUAGGAAUCGGAACUUCGUUUAUCCUACGAUCAACGAUCGAUGAAGGUGUAAACGAAGCUCCGUUUCUCGUAUUCAUGGGUGUUUCUCUAUCGAUUACAGCUUUCCCUGUUCUCGCACGUAUCUUAGCUGAACUCAAGCUUUUAACGACGGAAGUUGGUCGGUUGGCAAUGUCGGCUGCGGCCGUUAAUGACGUUGUUGCUUGGAUUCUAUUGGCACUCGCGAUUGCGUUGUCGAGUAAAGGUCAUUCUCCGGUUAUAUCGAUUUGGGUUUUCUUAUCGGUUAUCGGGUUUGUCUUAAUUUGCGCGUUUGUGAUCCCUAAAACUUUCAAUUGGAUGGCUACUCGUUGCCCCGAAGGAGAACCUACUAAUGAGUUUUACGUUUGCGUUACGUUUACGAUUGUAUUAGCGGCGGGAUUUGUAACCGACGCUAUUGGUAUUCACGCACUUUUUGGUGCUUUCGUGGUUGGAAUUCUCAUUCCGAAAGAAGGGCCGUUUGCAGGAGCUUUAGUGGAGAAAGUUGAGGAUUUAGUGUCGGGUUUGUUUCUUCCUUUGUAUUUCGUAUCGAGCGGUUUGAAAACAAACGUCACGACAAUUCAAGGGGCGCAAUCGUGGGGUCUUCUUGUUUUGGUUAUUUCAACUGCUUGUUUGGGGAAGAUUGUGGGUACAGUUGUUGUUUCUCUUUUGUGUAAACUGCCUUUUCAAGAAGCUGUCGCUUUAGGAUUCUUGAUGAAUACUAAAGGAUUGGUUGAACUCAUUGUUCUUAACAUUGGCAAAGACAGAGGAGUGUUGAACGAUCAGACAUUCGCGAUCAUGGUACUAAUGGCGUUAUUCACAACAUUCAUAACAACUCCAAUUGUCAUCGCGGUUUACAAACCAGCAAAACAGAACGUCUUCCGUUCCCAACACAAACAGAGGACAAUUGAGAGAAAACAAACCAACAAAUCUCCGCUUCGAAUUCUCGCUUGUUUCCACACCAAUAGAAACAUUCCAUCUUUGCUUAACCUAAUCGAAGCUUCUCGAGGAACUUCUGGAGGGCUUCACGUUUACGCAAUGCAUCUAAUUGAAUUAACAGAGAGAUCUUCCGCCAUUAGAAUGGUUCAAAGAGCUGAAAAAAACGGACUCAAUCAGAUUAUAGUGGCGUUUGAAGAUUUCAAUUUGCUGAGUAAAGUAUCGAUCAAAUCCAAGACAGGGAUUUCUAGAAUGUCUAAUAUGUACGAGGAUAUAUGUACUAUGGCUGAAAACAAACGUGUAUCGAUUAUAAUCCUUCCGUUUCAUAAACACCAAAGACUCGACGGGCAGUUUGAGAUUACUCGAUCUGAAUAUAAACAAAUGAAUUUGAAUGCCCUAGAACAUGGGCCGUGUUCUGUUGGGAUAUUUGUCGAUAGGGGACUUGGAGGGAACAGUCAUGUAACGGCUAGGAAUGUAAAUUCUGUUUUUACCGUUAUAUUCUUUGGUGGAUCCGAUGAUCGUGAAGCCCUUUCUUAUGGUGCUCGAAUGGCAGAGCAUCCUGGAAUUACGUUGGUUGUGAUUCGAUUUGUUUACGUUGGGGAAGAACAUGUUAAAGUUAAUGUCGAGAAAACCGACAUGAAAGAAAGAUUGUCGGAUGACGAAUUGUUCUUAUCGAGAUUCAGGGAUAAUAGUUCGAUUAAAUUUGAGGAGAGGAUUGUGAGUAGUGUUGAUGAAAUGGUGGAAGUUAUUCAAGAAAGUAGCCGUUGUAAUUUGUAUUUGGUCGGGAGGACGCCGGAGGGACAAUUGGCGGCGGGUUUGAAGGUGAUGUCGGAUUGUUCGGAUUUGGGACCGGUCGGAGGUUUGUUGACUUCGCCGGAGUUUUCAACGACGGCGUCGGUUUUGGUGGUGCAGCAGUAUGUUAAUUGAACCGGGUUUAAUUACUAUGUUUUUACAUUUUGUGUGGCUAAAAUAUGUAUGUUAUUGUGUGUUUUUUUUUAAGUAUUAAUGUUUCACUUGACUGUGAAAUAUUUAUAUUUAUAUUUUAAUUAUCCAAUUUGUAUUUUCUUUAUUUGGGUAUGGAGAAUCUUUUGAAUCUGAAAGUCG
Molecule: messenger RNA, 2510 nt
Organism: Impatiens glandulifera
Lineage: Eukaryota; Viridiplantae; Streptophyta; Magnoliopsida; Ericales; Balsaminaceae
Product: cation/H(+) antiporter 18-like
Exons: 3
Coding region: 45-2333 (762 amino acids)
Biological process (GO): proton transmembrane transport; regulation of pH
Cellular component (GO): membrane; endomembrane system
Molecular function (GO): antiporter activity
Source: RefSeq, a predicted model, not a curated record